Messenger RNA from Diachasmimorpha longicaudata, 1291 nucleotides. Its product is annotated as odorant receptor 94a-like. Lineage: Eukaryota; Metazoa; Arthropoda; Insecta; Hymenoptera; Braconidae. Gene Ontology annotation, molecular function: odorant binding; olfactory receptor activity. The transcript has 5 exons. Gene Ontology annotation, biological process: detection of chemical stimulus involved in sensory perception of smell; sensory perception of smell. Gene Ontology annotation, cellular component: plasma membrane. The coding region runs from base 20 to 1192 and encodes 390 amino acids. The record is from RefSeq and is a predicted model, not a curated record.
CACCUCGAUAUCGUGCGCGAUGUCGAGUCAUAAGAAAUUGCUUGAGUAUUCAUCGUAUCGUAGAAUGGUGAAGGGAUGUCUUUACAUUGUCGGUUUGUGGCCAUCAGAAAAUCCUAAAAUGUACUAUCGUUUGCUACCAUACGCACAACUACUACUAAGUACAAUGACAGUCGUAGCAAUCAUCAAUUUUCUGGGGCAUCACAUAAAAAAUAUCAAUGUUGUUAUUAAAGUUGUAAGCCUGCUGACAUCAACAUCACUUUACAUUCUCAAACUAUGUUCUUUGACGAUUUAUCGCAAAGAAAUUUUGAGAAUUCACCGAAUUUUACAUCGAUUUUACAUGGAGAUUAUCGAUGAUGAAAGAUUAGUGGAGUUUGCAUGCAAAAAAGUGAAAUUGUGUCAUUAUUUAGGUGGAUCUAUGGUAGCCACUGUGUAUGGUAGUUUUUUCCUGUUACUGGUGCUUCUGCCAUUGAUCAACAUUUUCAUCCAGGAAAUUCAACACCACGAAAAUAUCAAGUACACCCUUGUCUACCCGACCAUGUAUCCAUGGAAUACCACAUCAAAUGGAUUACCCUACAGAAUAACUUAUGUUCUUGAGUCGCUCACAGCUUUUAGCUGUUGCAAUGUGACAUCCGGUGCUGAUUGUUUAUUGUUGUUCUGGAUUUUCCAAGUGACAACUCAACUUCGGGCGAUGUCUUAUCGUCUGAAUAACAUCAGAAAGGACGAUAAUUAUGAUAAAAUCAUAAGACAGAACAUUGUUCAAUAUGGAAUCUUGAUGCGACUUCGUGAUGAACUACAGAAAAUUUACGGUCCUAUUAUAAUGUACAAUAAUAGUAGUGGUGCUGCAUUAUUGUGUACACUCAUAUUUCAGUUGACUAAGGCGAGUUCAUUGACGAAAAUUCAAAUAGCCAGAUUUACAGUGUACGCUAUCGGAAAAACUCUUCAAGUAUACAUGUACAGUUGGCCUGGAACUCUCCUAACUACAGAGAGUGAGAAUUACAUUCGAAGUGUUUACCUGUCAGAUUGGGUUAAUCAAUCAGCGUGCAGAACUUCGGUGCUGAUGACACUCUCCCAGAAGCCAUUGACUUUAAAAAUAUGUCACGUAUCAUUUAUGUCGGUCGAGAUGUUUGCUGUGCUGAUAAACACAACAGUUUCUUACUAUCUUCUGUUGAAAACUAUAGCUCCGGAGCCAUAAUUCAUCAGUUCAGCAAGCUGUCUCCUCCAGAUAGAACCACAAAUUAGGAAGGCGAUCAUUUUCUCCACCUCUUGUAGAAAUCAUAGUCUACGUCAUGAA